Rubroshorea leprosula is the source of this 1347-nucleotide messenger RNA. Lineage: Eukaryota; Viridiplantae; Streptophyta; Magnoliopsida; Malvales; Dipterocarpaceae. The record is from the annotation of a GenBank genome assembly.
GGGAGCGAGGGCAAUACCUCUGACUUCGAUUGGGAGGACACCUGCUGCGACCUGCGAGUGCGAGAAAUGCGGCACCGGCGAUUUUCCCUCAAAACUUCUGCUGUGCGACAAAUGUGAUUGGGGGAUAUCACUUGUCUCGCCUAAAACCCAUUAUCGUUUCUUUGCCCAAGGGGUUCUUGUUAUUGCCCUUCAUGUUCCAAGAUCAAAAAGCUACCCACAAUGGUGCUCCGGAGCAGAGCUAAACUUCAGAAAUCCUACACUCCUGUUACAUAUGAGAGCGACGGCGACAGCGACAGCGACAGCAAUAGCUCUGACUCCGAUCAGGACGACACCUGCUGCGAGAAAUGCGGCUCCGGCAACUUUCCGUCCAAGCUUCUGCUGUGUGACAAAUGUGAUAAGGGAUAUCACAUGUUUUGCCUGAGACCCAUUCUUGUGUCUGUGCCAAAGGGCUCUUGGUUUUGCCCUUCAUGCUCCAGGAUCAAGAAGCCUAAAUCUUUCCCUCUUGUUCAAACUAAAAUUAUUGAAUUUUUCCGGAUCCAAAGGACCAAAGAAUCAAUCAAGAAUCAAAGUGAAGAUACCCUAAAGAAACGAAGGCGGUCUAGUAGUAUAGGGAGGUUGAAAAAGAAAAGGAAACUGUUGGCGUAUAAUCCAACUGAGGAUCCUCAAAGGAGAUUGGAACAAAUGGCCUCACUGGCCACAGCUCUGAAGGCUUCUAGAACAAAAUUCAGUAAUGAGCUUACCUACAGGCCUGCCAUGGCCCCACGGUCAGCGAAUUGUGCGGCUCUAGAGAGGGGAGGAAUGCAGGUUCUGUCAAAAGAAGACACUGAAACCUUAAAUUUGUGCAAAAGGAUGAUGCAAAGAGGGGAAUGUCCUCCUUUGAUGGUUGUUUUUGAUUCCAAUGAAGGGUUCACUGUACAAGCAGAUAGAUUUAUUAGGGACUUAACAAUAAUUACUGAAUAUGUUGGAGAUGUUGAUUAUUUGAUGAAGCAUGAAUAUGAUGAUGGGGAUAGCAUGAUGACCCUGCUUUCUGCAGCAGACCCUUCAAAUAGCCUUGUCAUUUGUCCUGACAAGCGUAGCAAUAUUGCUCGUUUUAUCAGUGGCAUUAACAAUCACUCUCAGUAAGUUUGGCUCCAUCAUUAGACAAUAAACAUUCAGCAUAUACCUUUAUGCAUUGUUUAACACCUAGCAAUGUUUACAGAUUUAGGCAAUAGGCUCGUUCACAUGCAAACAACACAAUGGACUUGCAUAUGCUUGUUCAAAAUUGUUAGUGCUUUGAAUUUGCAAUUUAGCACUGUCUCUUGAUGCAGGGAUGGGAAAAGGAAGCAAAACCUAAAAUGUGUGAGGUAC